Molecule: messenger RNA, 399 nt
Organism: Solanum tuberosum (potato)
Lineage: Eukaryota; Viridiplantae; Streptophyta; Magnoliopsida; Solanales; Solanaceae
Product: mitochondrial carnitine/acylcarnitine carrier-like protein
Exons: 2
Coding region: 1-399 (132 amino acids)
Biological process (GO): mitochondrial L-ornithine transmembrane transport
Molecular function (GO): L-ornithine transmembrane transporter activity
Source: RefSeq, a predicted model, not a curated record
AUGAAAAGUACAUUUGUCAUUUCACAGAGUGCAUUGGCAAGUGUUGGCUCAACUGUUGUGCCAAUGGACGUUGCAAGACACGUUCUUAAAUUCGAAGGAGUACUUGGCACAAACACUUCUAAGUUGGGAAAAGCUUCUCUUAUUGUAGCUGGAGGGUUGGCUGGUGGUAAAUUCUGGCUUUCUGUGUAUCCAACGGAUGUAAUCAAGAGCGUUAUCCAAGUUGACGAUUACAAGAACCCAAAGUUCUCUGGCUUUGCUGAUGCUUUCAAAAAGAUUGUUGCAUCAGAGGGUGUAAAAGGCCUUCACAAGGGCUUUGGAUCGGCUAUGGCGCGUAGUGUUCCUGCAAAUGUUGCUUGUCUCUUGGCGUAUGAGAUGAUCACUCGAUCUAGCUUAGGGUAA